AUGAAGUCCAACCCCUCACCCACCGAGCCUCCAGCUGAGGCAAGUCAAAAUGGCGACUCACAGCCUCAGCCUCAAAAGACAACCUUUGGCCUAAAGUUUUGGCUUGCAUUCUGGGCAAUUGCCUCCACAAACCUCGCUGCUUCGUUCGAUGCAACCAUGUUAGCUCUUGCCCUGAAGACCAUUGCCGGAGAUCUAGGGGGAUCAACCACCGAAGCUUUCUGGGCCGGAACCUCCUAUCUGCUCGCCUGCACCAUCCUAAUGCUGAUAUGGGUAACACUCAGCGAUGCCUUCGGUCGGCGGCCAAUCAUGCUCACUUCACUACUCAUAUUCGCCGUCGGGGCCAUCAUCUCUGCUGUUUCACGCGACUGGCCAACAAUGCUAGCAGGUCGGACGGUCCAAGGUCUCGGUGGCGGAGGGAUCGUUUCACUUACAACCGUCCUGAUAACUGAUUUGGCCCCAUUACGGGACCGAGGUCGCUUUUAUGCGCUUGUGAGUGUGAUCUGGGCAGUGGGGAUCUCUACAGGCCCUAUCAUUGGAGGCGCACUGGCUCAAUCGGGGUCAUGGCCAUGGAUCUUUUGGAUCAAUCUACCCAUUGUUGCCGUCGGUGUCAUUGGAAUUGGAUUUUUUCUGCGUCUUUCUCGCCGUCGUCGCACGCUCUCCGAAACGCUACAUAUGUUCGACUAUCCCGGUUCAUUUUUAUUCAUCGCCUCUAUCACUGCAUUCUUGAUUCCGAUCACCUGGGGUGGUAUUCAGUAUCCUUGGUCUAGCUGGCAUACCCUCGUACCGUUGAUUCUCGGUGCUGUAGGCCUCAUUGGUUUUGCGGUGUACGAGAUUUUGAUCGCAAAAUCUACUGCUGCGCCCAAGAAGCCUUGUUUGAUUCCACCGGGGGUCUUAUCAAACUGGACUUGUGGUAUUCUCUACACUGCAAGUACCUUCCAUGGCCUUAUCCUCUAUAGUAUGGUAUAUUACCUGCCUGAAUAUUUCCAGACAGUGAAGGGAUACAGCCCCGUGAUUGCUGGUGUUGCUGCGCUUCCACAGACGCUUACAAGUGUACCCUGCGCUAUCCUCGUUGGUGUUGUGGUCGGUCUCACAGGUCGGUAUCGCUGGGCACUCUGGGUAGGCUGGCUGCUCAUCUGCUUCGGCUGUGGGCUACUCAUUUUGCUCAAGGCCAACACUACUGUGCCUCAGUGGAUAUUUUUGCAGGCUGUGUCUGGUCUAGGAAUUGGGCUCCUGUUCCCAUCUAUUGCUCUCGCAAUCCAAUCAUCCGUCCCACAGCGUGAAGUCAGCAUGGCCGCCACGUUAAACAUAUUUUUCAGGUCGAUGGGACAGACAAUUGGGGUCGCAAUUGGCGGUGCUAUUCUUGGCAAUCAGCUUCCAAAGCACCUCUCAGCUGCCGUGUCAAAAGAAGCCCUUGGUCAAUUACAAGGUCAAGCAAUGAACUUGGUCACCUUGGGCGAUUUACUGAAGCAACUACCAGCCAGCUCGUCUGAGGCGACUGAGAUCCGGCAGGCACUAGUUAACUCAUUCCGGGUCAUCUGGAUGGUAAUGUGUGGCUUCGGAGGAAUCAAUCUUAUAUUGAGCAUCUUUAUCAAAGAGUUCGACAUGAAUCAGAGCCACGAGACGGAACAGGGCUUCGUGCAUACAGUACACGAAACUGCAGCCGAGAAAGAAGUCUGA
Messenger RNA from Penicillium cinerascens, 1677 nucleotides. RefSeq lists its product as uncharacterized. The transcript is spliced from 2 exons. Gene Ontology annotation, biological process: transmembrane transport. Lineage: Eukaryota; Fungi; Ascomycota; Eurotiomycetes; Eurotiales; Aspergillaceae. Gene Ontology annotation, molecular function: transmembrane transporter activity. The record is from RefSeq and is a predicted model, not a curated record. Bases 1 to 1677 code for a protein of 558 amino acids.